UGACGUUCACUGUUGGUAUCAUCUCAUUCUUGUUUAUAAUACUUUUGGCUACCUGAAAACCUGUCAGCACUUUACCAAUCGUUAUCGAAAAUUGAUUCGAAUUGCAAAAGGAAAUAAUUCAAGCAGGGAUAAGAUCAUCUAAGAAUCGGAAUGGGGUUGCGAACAGAUAUUGGAGUAAAUAAUUCAGGAUACACUAUGCGUCUUUUAUAUAUUUGUCUCCUCCUGGUGGCAUCCUCCUCAGCGGAAUUCGAAGAGAUAAGUGAUGUAACAUUUGAUGGCGAGCCUGGUAUUUGGAAUGGAGCCCCCACGGUGGAUCUUGAGAACUAUACGCAUGUUCAGAUCUGUGCAAAUCACACUUCCUGGAACGCUACUAUGACAGACACAUACUGGAACACUGAUAUGGCAGACACUAUCUGUCAGUAUUUUGGAUUUACGGGCUCAAUGAUCAUCGAGGUGAUGGACUUUGCAGCCCCUGGAUUUGCAAUGUGUAAGAAAGAACAGAAUAACACAGAUUCUCGUCUACAGCUGUCCUGUAAAUUCCUAGAAGUCUGUGUGGGAGUUCCCAUAAUCUCAUGCUUACUUCCCGGGUAUGAGGGCUGUUAUACCCAAACGGCUACCGAUCCGUUCUUUACCAAUGGUUCGCUGGCAGAUUUAGGGGAUCAGCAAGUUAAUAUCCAGACCUGUGCCGAGGCAUGCUCUGAUAGUCCAUACCUAGGGCUCACCAACGGUUCCAACUGCAUCUGUGGAUCAGGACUGGGUAAUCGUAGUCUUGUAGGGGAUUGUGAUCUGGGAUGCCAAGGAGAUGAUCUACAGCAGUGUGGUGGAGAAGAGGCUACCAGCGUCUACAGUGCCAGCGUGAUUGGUCAAUGUGAGUCGGAGCGGGUGGAGAUUAUUCCUGAUCAGCCACAUUACAUAACAUCACCGAAUUUCCCGGACAUCUACGAAGCAAACGUGUCUUGUUCUUGGAUAUUGGAUAUCAAUGUUCCGUUGUUCCAUGACCUUGAGAUAAUCACGACCUUUGACUUUGAAGAUGACAAUAUCCAACACCUGGACAUCUCAUCUGAGUCCGACCUUGUAGAAUUGACUCCAGCAGGAACAUCUGGCACGACUGUUCUUAGUCGUACCCCAUACAGUACACUCCAAGACACCAUCACUGUAUCAUUGACACCAUCUUCUGGUGGCAAUAGUACAGCCUUCGUCAUGAAAUUCACUCUGAUGUCUAACACGAUGUAUACUCCGGCUAACGACUAUACUACCGCCCCGCCUCCUGAGUCUACUACGUCCAAGGCUGGGCAGAAUGUCAAUCUGGGCAAGCUAGCCAUGUCCGCUGGCCUAGGAGUCAUCCUCGCUGCUAUUCUUCUGGUUUGAGAGGUUCCCAGAUGUUUUAUCAAAUUUGCUCCAUUUCUUUAUUCUUUACGUAUGAUAAAUGCAUAAUCAUAUAGACUCAGUUACUCAUAACCAAUAAUCAAGAUUUUGUUAAAAACUGUUUUGUACGACAACCUUAUGUGUUUAUAUUUAUUGUGAAAUGGUGAACAUGUAUUCCUAUCAAUGUCUGUAAGAAACAAAUAAUUAUCUUUUUUAACAUAAUGAACAUAGAAUAAGAGUGAACAAUGAUAUAGAAUAGAUGUAUAAUAGUCAAAUUCCAGUCACAGCGCUGUUAACAUGGUUAUUUAUCAACUGAAAAUUCAUGCAUGAUCACGUAUGAUUUAGAGUGUGUCAUAUUCUAUUAUUCAAAAUUUAUCUCUGAAUUAAAAAGAAAUCACAUUCCCCCUAAAACUCUUAUUUUUAGAAGAAUAAUCAUGAGGACAGAAAUUUAGAGUACUCAGUCAUUAUACUUGUAGCGUUAUAUUGCUUUAAUAUCCAAGUUUGCCUUUUAUAGCACGCAACCGCACAAAACUGUACUUGUAUUUCAUACAUUUCACCCAUUUGUAUUACUUCAAGGGGCUGCGUUUGGUUUCAUUUACAUUAUUAUUAAUGUAUAAACGAAAAGAAUCAGUGUAGACAAAACUGUUUAUAGUACGCUUCGUGUGAUAUGACUGCUGAGUAUAUUUGUGGGCUAUUUAACUGUAUAUUAUCUUAUUUCGUGUAUUAAAGUAUACUUUGUAAUUUAUAUAUAUUGCGAUUGGGAACAAAAGCCUGUUCAGGUAUAGACAGUUAAUUGAUGACAGCUGGUCACACAAGCAGGCCCUUCAAGGAGAGUCCCAAGAAGGCCAAUCAACUUAGUUCGCUGCUGCUCAAAUGAUGCUAUGUAAACUAAUCAAUUAAAACAACAAAAUUAACCAGAAAUAUAUAAUACAUGCAACAUAAGAAAUGUGUGCAACACACAUGGUAAUGGUAUAGAAGUGUCCACUUACAGUGUACAUCGGGGAAAGGCGACAUUGCAUGGCACACAUUAAAACAACUAGCAUCUAACUGAAGCAAGCCAAACACCUGGCUUUCAUUGUGUUCACCACUUUCCACUUAUCCACUAAUAUGUUUUUAUGUAGUCUGUACCGUGUAUAGCAUUUAAUGCUAUACCUGUUUUUUUAAUAAAUCUUCUUAAUCGUUUGAUUGAAAUGUCAUAGUUUUAUAAUGGUUUUAUUGUCCAUUGACUGUUUUUAAUUGGUGUUGGAGUUUGGAAAUAAGUACUCAAGGUGAUUCACUUAUAUUUACCCUAGCCAUGCAUGCCGCCCCUAUCAGAUGUACAUGUAUGAUCACUAAUGAUACAUUGUGUCUAGCCCCUAAAAAGUACUGCUACUUUCAAGAUACUAAAUUUGUUGUUUAAUACACGGGUGGCCAACCUUUUAAAGCUCGCGGGCCACAGCUAACGAUUAGCAUAACCUGGCGGGCCAUAGAUAGUCUUCUCCCCCCCCCCCCAAAAAAAAAAAGAAAAACCCUCAUGCAAUACGUGUACGCACCUGCAGCCUCGAACCCCUAUCCGUUAUUAAGGGUCAUUUUUCUCGAAAAAAAGACCCAUUUCCCACAAUUUUCGGGUGUUUUUCGGGUGUUUGGGGGUGUUUGCAUGGCAAACGCCCAACAAAUUUGAAAAAACGGACCC
Strongylocentrotus purpuratus (purple sea urchin) is the source of this 3037-nucleotide messenger RNA. Its product is annotated as kremen protein 2-like. The record is from RefSeq and is a predicted model, not a curated record. The transcript has 8 exons. NCBI's taxonomy places the organism in Eukaryota, Metazoa, Echinodermata, Echinoidea, Camarodonta, Strongylocentrotidae. The coding region runs from base 151 to 1368 and encodes 405 amino acids.